Molecule: messenger RNA, 432 nt
Organism: Myotis davidii
Lineage: Eukaryota; Metazoa; Chordata; Mammalia; Chiroptera; Vespertilionidae
Product: cytochrome c oxidase subunit 7B2, mitochondrial
Exons: 2
Coding region: 113-358 (81 amino acids)
Biological process (GO): mitochondrial electron transport, cytochrome c to oxygen
Source: RefSeq, a predicted model, not a curated record
AGGAUUCUGCAUCUUGAACUUUUGGAGAUCAUCUGAGCUUCAGAAUUUCUACCAGGUGUCUACAAGGAAAUAGCCCGGAGGCUGCAAUCAACUGCAAUCCCUUCACACCUUCAUGAUGUUUCCCUUGGCUAGAAAUAUAUUGAGAAGUGUCAAGAUUAGAAGCUUUCAGCAAAUAAGGGCAAGACAGAGCCACAAGAAACACUCCCCAGAUUUCCAUGAUAAAUAUGGUGACACUAUACUAGCCAGUGGCUCCAUUUUCUGUGUUGUUGCAUGGUUAUUUACAGCUACACAGAUUGGAAUAGUAUGGAACCUGUCCCCUGUUGGCAGAGUCACUCCACAAGAAUGGAAUGAUAAGUAACCAUCACAGUUACUGUAACACAGAAUUGUCUCAAAACCAACCUUUCAUUUAAGCACUCUGCUGCUCAUUUAAAU